Sphenostylis stenocarpa is the source of this 999-nucleotide messenger RNA. The record is from the annotation of a GenBank genome assembly. Lineage: Eukaryota; Viridiplantae; Streptophyta; Magnoliopsida; Fabales; Fabaceae.
AUGGGAGAGAUAGAUCCAGCCUUCAUACAAACACCAGAGCACAGGCCAAAGCUUUCUAUCACUGAAGCAGAGGGCAUCCCUGUAAUAGACCUCUCCCCUUUAUCAUGUAACUCUUCUUCUAUCACAGACCCUUCUUUUGAAGACCUUGUGAGGAAAAUAGGCAGUGCAUGCAGAGAUUGGGGGUUCUUCCAAGUGAUCAACCAUGGAGCCCCCGUUGAGAGCAGGCAUAAGAUGGAAGCAGAAGCAAGGAAGUUCUUUCACCAGAGCAAGGAGGAGAAGAGUGAGGUGAGAAGGGAUAGUGUGCAUGUUAUAGGGUACUUUGACUCUGAGCUUACCAAGAAUGUUAGGAACUGGAAGGAGGUGGUUGAUUACACUGUGGAGGAACCUACCUUGGUGCCAGCUUCAGUCGACCCUCAUGAUCAACAACUCACUCAUUGGUAUAACAAGUGGCCCCAACACCCACCAGAGCUCAGAGUGGCAUUGAAAGAGUAUGGGGAGCACAUGGAAGAGCUAGCACUGAAGUUAAUGGAGCUUAUUGCAUUGAGCUUAGGUUUGCCACCAAAACGGUUCCAUGGUUUCUUCAAAGAUCAAACUAGCUGGAUCAGGCUCAAUUUUUAUCCACCUUGCCCUUCACCUCACCUUGUUUUGGGGCGUGGUUGCCACAGGGAUAGUGGUGCUUUGACUGUGCUUGCUCAAGAUCAUGUUAAUGGGCUCGACAUCAAGAAAAAAUCUGAUGGUGAAUGGGUUAGAGUCAAACCAGCACCUAAUGCAUAUAUUAUCAAUGUUGGAGAUGUAAUUCAGAGUGUUGAGCAGAGAGUUAUGUUGAACUCUGAGAAGGAAAGGCUUUCAUAUCCAUUCUUUCUGACUCCUGCACAUUACACCAUGGUGCUGCCUUUGGAAGAGCUGCUAAAUGACCAAAACCCUGCCAAAUAUAGGCCCUACAAUUUGUCACAAGGAAACGUAGAAAAUAUUCAAAUAUAUGAUUUCAAGAUUAAUUAG